Molecule: messenger RNA, 435 nt
Organism: Talaromyces atroroseus
Lineage: Eukaryota; Fungi; Ascomycota; Eurotiomycetes; Eurotiales; Trichocomaceae
Exons: 1
Coding region: 1-435 (144 amino acids)
Source: RefSeq, a predicted model, not a curated record
AUGGCAGGCAACGACCCUCACCGUGGUGGCACUCUAUCCGAAAUGGCCCCAACAGGCACCACCAUGCCCAACGACGCCGGCCUCCAGAACACAAUCCCGUCAAAGGCACGCCGAGAUCAGCAAGAGGAAGACCAUCGAUUCGACUACGACGGCAUUGCGCAGCCCUCAGUGGCUGCGGCAGCGGACAAUUCUACCGACAUGCCGCGCAGUACUCGCGAUGUAGGCCAGUCCGGUGAGGUGAUGACGGGCAUUGGAGAUUCCUUACCGGCUGAGAUCGAGACCAAGAAUAUGCAUUUCCAGGCCAAUGAUCCGGGUGCAAAGGGCCGGGUGCGCACGUUCAAGCAUGCUGCAAAGACUACCGGUGCGUUUGACAGGCUGGCUGGGGAGGAUCCUGAGGGGACACAGGCUGUUGCAGAACCUGAGCAGAGAGCUUGA